Arabidopsis lyrata subsp. lyrata is the source of this 747-nucleotide messenger RNA. RefSeq lists its product as uncharacterized. Bases 277 to 633 code for a protein of 118 amino acids. Lineage: Eukaryota; Viridiplantae; Streptophyta; Magnoliopsida; Brassicales; Brassicaceae. The transcript is spliced from 2 exons. The record is from RefSeq and is a predicted model, not a curated record.
AUAAGCGGGUGGUUAAACACCUCUAAAGAUGCAAUAGUUGGGAAUGAUCAAAGGUCAGGCUCCUUUUGGAAGCGCAUAUCUGAGUACUAUGGAUCAAGUACUCAUGGACUUGGAGGUGCUGAGCCAAGACUCCCUGACCAUUGUAGACAAAGGUGGCAAAAAGUCAGCAGGCAUAAUGCUCACCAAAUCUACACUAAGAUUUACAAGAAGAAGUUUGCUUUGGAGUAUGCUUGGAAUGUUCUUCGCUAUGAACAGAAAUGGCUAAACCUGGAGGCUAUGAACCCCACUCCUAAUAAGUCAACCAGCUCGAACAAACGCAAAGCAAAUGAUGCUGCACCAUCUUCAGGCUCUGUAGUAGGUGAGCACGAGAGUAGGCCUCCUGGCAUAAAGGCAAUGAAAAAAUUAAGAAAGACCAAAGGUAAAGAGAAGGCCUCAGCAUCGGCUGCACCAUCUGCUGCAUCUGCUACACCAUCUGCUGAGUUUAGUAAAAUGUUUGAGCUAAAACAGAAGGAUGUGGAGGGAAUGAAAGAACUCCAAAAGCUGUCCAUUCUUGACAGUCUAAUUGCCAAGAAAGAAAAUCUGGAUGAAGAAGACAAAAUUGUAAAGAAGAAGCUAGUUGCUGAACUUUUUUAACUUAGAAUAAACACUAGAUGAUUUGUCUGUUUGUCUUAUGUUUGUUUUAACUAUGUUUGUCUUUUGUUUUUAAUGUGCUUAUGAAUCAGAUAUGUAACAUUGUUCAACUUGUUC